Molecule: messenger RNA, 543 nt
Organism: Magallana angulata
Lineage: Eukaryota; Metazoa; Mollusca; Bivalvia; Ostreida; Ostreidae
Product: heavy metal-binding protein HIP-like
Exons: 2
Coding region: 19-543 (174 amino acids)
Molecular function (GO): protein binding
Source: RefSeq, a predicted model, not a curated record
AGAAUCUGCUAUUUAUUGAUGAGCUUCACUCUUCUUGUGGCGGGAAUUGCACAUGAAACUCCACAACAAGUGGUGACAAGAUACAACAAUUACAAGGCGAUAUGCAAUGGAAUUGGUUUUGAAAAAGUGAACUGCAAAGAUCCUAAAAUAGAUACUAUUGCUUUCCAAUCUACACUCACCAAACAUUUGGUAAACCUGAAGUCACAUGAAACUGUGAUCUUUGAAAAGGUUUCGUUGAAUGAAGGAAAAGCUUACGACAAGACUUCCGGAAUAUUUACAGCACCGUCCGAUGGAAUCUAUUCCUUUACGUGGACAACAUUAACAAAAACUGGCAAAACUUUUAUUACCGACAUUGUGCGGAAUGGAGAAAUGAUUAUAAGAAACUUUUCUGAUGGGAGGGGCCGGGACGGGUAUGCCAUGUCAACCUCACAUGCUAACAUCAAAAUGAAAAAAGGCGAUAAAGUAUGGAUAAGAGCCCAUGGGACAUGGGGGCAGUAUGCUGAUGGUGGGGAAUGGUGCUUUUUUUCUGGAGUAAAAUUGUAG